This is a messenger RNA of Morchella sextelata, 1356 nucleotides long. RefSeq lists its product as uncharacterized. The record is from RefSeq and is a predicted model, not a curated record. Gene Ontology annotation, biological process: G protein-coupled receptor signaling pathway. Gene Ontology annotation, molecular function: G-protein alpha-subunit binding; guanyl-nucleotide exchange factor activity. Lineage: Eukaryota; Fungi; Ascomycota; Pezizomycetes; Pezizales; Morchellaceae. Gene Ontology annotation, cellular component: cytoplasm. The transcript is spliced from 5 exons. Bases 1 to 1356 code for a protein of 451 amino acids.
AUGGCCUCUCUACCAGCUAGUGCGCAGCCCAAGCCCGGCGAACCAAAGCAGGCAUCCGUUGAGCGCCUCCUCAACGUUCUUUCCACAGACCUCACGAACCCGACGCUCACUCCAGCUCAGCGCACCGCGACCCUCGAGCACCUCAAGGUCCAUGGGAGAGACCCUAACGGUAGCGGCGCCAUCUUCACCAGAGAGGGAAUCGACACAUUGGGAAAAUACGCCUUUGACCAGCCUAAUUCCGACAUCUCAACUUCCCGGGAGGCGCUGAGAUGCCUUGCGAACGCGCUCCUCCUCAAUCCGGACUGUCGCCAGAUCUUCGUGGACCUCGGAUAUGCACUCAAGGCUGCUGAACGAUUCGAAACCGCAUCCAUAGACGACGAGUUCCUCCUCUCACGCAUCCUUUUCCUGGCCACCUUCACCCCACCAGUGCCCCCAGGACUGCUAGACACCACUCUCCCCGCCUCGCUCGCCGCAGCGCUCGACCGACACACCACCGCCCCCCACAUGCAGAUGCAAGAAAUGGCACUAACCGAGACCCUCAAGCUCCUCUUCAGCCUCGGCCACCACACCGCAUCCCCCCACCUCCUUAUCACCCUCCCCCCGCUCCUCACCCUCCUCACAACCAUCACCCUCCCCAGCCCCCCCCUCCAAGGCACCAUAAUCCACCUCAUCAACGCCCCCCUCUCCCUCCCCCUCACCGCCACCACCCCCGCCCUCUUCCCCCCCGGCGCCGAAUUCAAGCUCGUCGACCGCCUCAUCGCCAUCCUCGACGCCGCAACCCGCGACCCCGACCUCGACGACGCCGCCGCCCCGCUCGUCACCCUCCUCCGGAAGCUCCUCGAGCUCGCACCCGAGGCCGUGGUCGCACACAUGCAGAAGGUGCUCCUCCCCGCGCCCGAGGAGCGCGACGCACCCCUCGGCACAAGCAAAACCCUCCCCUCGCGCCUGCUGCGGCUGACGGCCGCCGCAACCGCGCCCGGCCUGCGCGACCAUGUCGCGUCGCUGCUGUUUGAGCUCAGCGGAAGCAGCCCCGAGACGUAUGUGGAGAACGUGGGGUACGGGUAUGCGUCUGGGCUGCUUGUGUCGCGGGGGCUGGACGGCGGGAUGGGUUCGGGGGCGGGGGUCGGGAAGGAGAAGGGGGUGGCGAGGGAGGUGAAUCCGGUGACGGGGCAGUGGGUGGAGAUGGAGCCGGUGAAGGCGGAUCCGUUUGAGGGGAUGACGAUGGAGGAGAAGGAGCGCGAGGCGGAGAAAAUGUUUGUGCUGUUUGAGAGGCUGAGGAAGACGGGGGUUGUGGAUGUGAAGAAUCCGGUGCAGCAGGCGGUGGAGGAGGGGCGGUUUGAGGAGUUGGAGGAUUAG